AUGGAUGAGGAGGACAUGGAUGCGUCGCUCGAAGGCGGCAUGUCCAAGCGGGCUAAAGCCCAGCGACAAAGAGUCCACAUCUCGGAAGAAUACGAGAAAAAGAUCGACCGUAUCGAGGACCGUCUGGCGGGUAUUGAAAAUGUUCUUGCUAGCCUAUCUACAAAGCUCGGGAACCUUGACCUUCAAAAGGAUUGGAAUGACAGCACGAGUCAGUCCCGAUCCAGUCGCGUUGGCGCCGCGAGAAGCCCAGGAAGUGGGCUAGCGGAUGCUCCCACGCCUGUACCUUUCGAAGGCGAGAGCUCUAUCAACAGUCAGUCUGACUAUGCUCGUGAGAUGCUCGCGCAAGCUAUUGGGAGCACACCUUCAAUUGGUGAAAAUAAAGAAGUCAAGAUGGCCCUUACCGCUCUAUCAGAGAUGGUGUCCCAGCAACAAAACACUUCGUCAGGUAAUGCGCCAAUCAAUCGCUCCCUUGCCGAAGUCGAUCCUACGCAGCUAGAAAGCCCGCCUUGGCCCGUGGUAUGCAAAGUGCUGGAUAAGGCAAUAAAGUAUCCGACCAUGGCCUUCGCUUUAGCGUUCCCGUACCUCCGGAUGGCUAACCUAAAGGAAAUCUCCGAAGACGCAUACCACAAUCCGGGAACAUGUAGUGCUGCUCGACGCGUACUUACCUACGGCGUUUUGGAGAACUUAUUCAACGAAUUCCGGACGUUCCCUCUAGCCAACAUGGACGUAUCCGAAUAUGCCUCCUACGCUGCUAUUUGCAAACGCCAAUCAGAUGUAGCCUUGAGUCAACUGGACAUAUUCCUGCCGGCAAGCUAUGAGAACAUAUUGGCCCUAGUAUUUGGUGCUGCACAGGCGAUUGAGAUGGGCAAGGCCUCCUUAUGUUGGAUCAUGACGUCGUGUGCAGCAAGCUUAUGUCAGAACUUGGGUUAUCACCGUAUCAACACCAUGGUCAACGACACUCCCGCAGAGAGGCAUUCGAAGAUACAAAUCUUUUGGAUGAUCUACAUGUUCGACAAAACUCUUUCGCUGCGUUUGGGUCGCUCCAGUGUUCUACAGGAUUGGGACAUCUCCUUGCCAUUUCUCGUUCCAAGUGAGCCGGGUGACAAAAAUCCUGAAGGAAACCACUUGUUGUCGUAUUGGAUCAAGGUUGCACGCGUGCAAGGGUCGACUUACGAAAAGCUCUUCUGCCCCGCUGCUUUCUUGAGGUCAACUGAAGAGCGUACACAAACCGCAAUCGAGCUUGUUCAAGCGAUGAACCAGGCUUGGUACGAGCGAGGCGAUGCAUCAGUUCUAAAACUCUCAAGACUAGAUGACGAUAUGAGCUUUGUCUCACAACGGCCGGAAGGGAUAGGCCGCAGUCCCAACGAGACACCUUGCCCUUCUCAAUACAAGCGAUACGUACACCGGACUACCAACAAGGAUGCCGACCCAGAUGAAUAUAUUUCAGGAUCUUUUGAACGUGCCCAAGAUAUCUUCUUCUAUUCUGAUGUUGUUAUGCACUACUCCAUAUGCGCACUCAUUCAACGUGCGGUAAGCCCUGGCAACAUGGCUUUCACUCAAGCUUGUCUUCAAUCAUCAAGAGAGGCUCUUGUAGCGCACAUGAGAGCAAAUGCACAAUUUAACAAGAAAGGUCAAGAAAGAUUAUGGUCAGGCUAUGUACACUGGUCCAUUCUUCAGGCACCUUUUACCCCUUUUAUCGUUAUCUUCUGUAAUGCCAUCCAAACAGCAGACACAUCCAAUCUCGAUGCCGAUCUCAACUCACUGUCGGAAUUCGUUGGGAGCCUCGAGUCCUGCCGCACCAUUUCCGAAGGAGCAGACAAGCUCUACAGGAUGUGCCAUCUCUUCUUACGGGUUGCCAGACUCUACAUAAUAGCCAAGACACAGGAUGCCGCCAAUCGAUCCCAGAAUUUUGCACAAAACAACCAAUCAGAUUAUUACGCUGCGGCGGAUAACACACAACUCGAUCUCAACGCCAUGUCACAGUUCGACCCCUAUCUGAGUGCGUUGGGCCUGAUGAACCCCGACCCUGGCUGGCCAAUGGAUGGCUACAGUGGCACCUCUCCCGGUAUGGACUUUGCGGAUGCCACUAACACUCCCGGUGCAAUGGGUGUCGGCUUUGGACAACCACGCGGAAACCACAACCCCAUGCAAGAUUGGUUCUCAGGUUCUCGGUAUCUUAUGAAUCUCAUGGAACCCGGCGACGACUUGCAGAUGCCGGAUAUGGACAUGUAA
Molecule: messenger RNA, 2232 nt
Organism: Pyrenophora tritici-repentis Pt-1C-BFP
Lineage: Eukaryota; Fungi; Ascomycota; Dothideomycetes; Pleosporales; Pleosporaceae
Source: RefSeq, a predicted model, not a curated record